ACCUCAGCGCUAGGCACGUCAUUGGUCAAUUCCGACCAUGUGAUCUUACAGCUGAUUCUAAGAAGAUGAACUGUUUUGGUUUGUGUUGGAUGGUAAUUGUUCUGGGUUUCGGGGAGCUAUGAUUCGAAUGCUUUGAGAUCCAUUUCGACUCACUGAAAUAAUACGACGUUUUGGGCUUUGGACGACGAAAGACCAUGGCCCAAGCUGCGCAGAUGAUUGUCCCCGAAAUCAACACUCCGUUAACAGUAGAACACGAUAAAAAGAAGCGUCAGUUUACCAUACGACUAAAUGGUUCUCACGACCGUGCUGUCCUGUUGUAUGAAUAUGUUGGGAAGAAGACAGUGGACCUGCAGCAUACAGAGGUUCCAGACGCCUACAGAGGGAGAGGCAUUGCCAAGCACCUUGCUAAGGCGGCCAUGGAUUUCGUGGUGGAAGAGGAUCUGAAGGCUCACCUGACCUGCUGGUACAUCCAGAAAUAUGUAAAAGAGAAUCCACAAGCUCAAUAUCUGGAGCAUAUCCACCCAAUGUGACCUUGUUGGAGAGGGGCGGAGGGGAAGAGAGGGGCAAGGGUGGUAUAGGAGAGACGGCAAAGGGGCAAUCACAUAAGAGCUCUUUCCGUCUUUGCAGAAAUACAGACCAUUGCUUGGGGAGCAGCGAUGGAGGAACUGCCCGAAUAUCAUUGUCAUCACUCAUGGCCUAAACUCAGUGAGCAUUGAUGACACUUUGUGUUUCUGUUUGGACAUGCCUGACAGACUGCGAGGGACCACAAAUGUCUGUCUGAAAUGUGAGAGGUUGGGAGCGUUUAAGGUUGUGUGUCUGGUGUCUAAACUCCCUGCAGUUUGAAACCACCUAUCGCCAGUUGAAGAAGGCUUUGUCACUGUGAACCAUUAUCUUUUUGACUAGAACUCACCGGCUUUCUCCUUGGGCUUAAAUCAGGGCUUUACUUCCUUCCAGUACUCUGUCCCAUUUCUUAUGUUUUCAUCCACUCUAUUUUGCUGGUCUGAGAAGUUGAGCUUUGUGUUUAAGUAGUAAUGCCUACUUCGCAAAUAUGCACAGCACUGUCAAAACAAGAAGAAUGUUGAUACCCACAAAGUUGUUUUAUUAUCUGUUGUGACAAAACUAUGCUGUAGUACUGUUUUUUGUACUGUAUGAACCAUAACUCCAUCAUCCUUUAGCCAGAUGGCUUCCACCUAUACUAUUUGGGCUUGUGUUUGAUCAUUUGUCAGUUACACAGAUUUUCAUAAAAGGUGCAGCCAAAUGUUGUAUGUGUGAUAACUCUCACAACAAAUUACAUUGAUCACUAUCCAUAAUGACCAUAAAAUAGGACAAAUAGUAGAGGAAUAAAAGAGGAAGAAUUCAAGGUAA
Esox lucius (northern pike) is the source of this 1365-nucleotide messenger RNA. RefSeq names its product protein NATD1 (gene natd1). The transcript has 3 exons. The record is from RefSeq and is a predicted model, not a curated record. Bases 195 to 530 code for a protein of 111 amino acids. NCBI's taxonomy places the organism in Eukaryota, Metazoa, Chordata, Actinopteri, Esociformes, Esocidae.